This is a messenger RNA of Sporisorium graminicola, 1338 nucleotides long. RefSeq lists its product as uncharacterized. The transcript has a single exon. Gene Ontology annotation, cellular component: preribosome, large subunit precursor; nucleolus. Bases 1 to 1338 code for a protein of 445 amino acids. The record is from RefSeq and is a predicted model, not a curated record. NCBI's taxonomy places the organism in Eukaryota, Fungi, Basidiomycota, Ustilaginomycetes, Ustilaginales, Ustilaginaceae. Gene Ontology annotation, biological process: maturation of LSU-rRNA; maturation of 5.8S rRNA. Gene Ontology annotation, molecular function: rRNA primary transcript binding.
AUGGCGGGCAACGCAGAAGCAUCGUCUUCCGGCGACAAUGGCGCCUCAGGCAAGUCCACCUCUGGCUCGUUCAAGCACAUCGGCAACAAGAUGAAGCGCACCGAGCUGUAUCGCAAGUACAAAGCCGAAAAGGCCAAAGCCAAGUUCUCGAGGAGAUCAGCACAGGCCAAAGAGGAGCGAGGUGAAGACGGCGCAGCGAAGAAAGCGGCUCGACUCUCGGCCAACAAGACGAGGACGAUCGAGAACACGCGAGAUUUCAAUCCGACCAUCAUCAAUGCACCCAACACGCACGAAGGUCCAGGGCCGAGUAACACCAAGACGGGAGACGACCACGACAGUGACGCAGAUGGAAGCGAUGCUGGGGAGGAGAUGGAGGCAGUGCAGGAGGAGCAGGAGGCGCUGGAAGAAGUGGAUGACGAUGAAGAUCCAAACGCGCCCCCUGCGAUUCUGAUCACGACGUCGAUGCCGUCCUCUUCGACAUCGCCGCAUUUGGAAUCGCUCAACGCACGCUCGCAUCCUGCCGAGAAGACGCGCAAGUUUGUCGACGAACUGCUCUCCGUUUUCCCCGGCGCCGAGUACCGACCGCGUUCCAAAGCACAAGGUGUGGGGCUCGGCAAGAUCUGCGGCUGGGCACGAGAGCGUCGUUUCGGCGCAGUGCUCGUCGUCGGCGAAUCUCGCAAAGAACCCUUCGCACUCACAGUCAUUCAACUCCCACACGGCCCGACCGCCUUCUUCCGCCUCACGUCGAUCCGCACCGGCGACGAGAUCUACGGCAAAGCACGCCCGACCCCUCACACGCCAGAACUGAUCCUCAACAAUUUCACCACUGUUCUCGGCCAUCGCGUCGGAACCGUGUUCCAGAGCCUCUUUCCCAAGAUCCCGCACCUGGAGGGCAGACAGGUGGUCACCUGUCACAACCAGCGUGACUACAUUUUCUUCAGGAGGCACAGGUACAUGUUCAAGAGCGACUCCAAGACGGCGCUCCAGGAGAUCGGACCUCGCUUUACGCUCAAGCUGCAUAGUCUGAAGGAGAGUCUGCCCAAGGGGGCGGGUGUGUGGGACGGAAAGUAUUCGGAGGAGUACGCCGAGUUGGAGCCGGAAGAGUUGGAGGCACUGCAGGCGCAGAAUGAGGGUGGGGAUGAGGAGGGAGCGGCGGCUGCAGCGGCAAUGGCGGACGAGGAGGACGGUACAGAGCGAUCGAUGGGUGGAGGCAAGGCAGCCGAGGCUUCAUCGUCGUUGUCCAAGAAUAAGAGACAGCGAGGAGAGGAGGAGACCGUGGGAUUGGACUUCCAGUGGAAGCCAAAGAUGAGUGUCUCUCGACGCAACUUCUAUCUUUGA